AUGGGAGACCAACUUGACCAUCAUCCCACUCCUCUAGGGAACUGGCUAGAAGACCUCUUCAACAAGUUGUUUUACCAGCCAGAUGAUGGAAUAUGCAAAAAGGCGAUGGAAGACGAAAUGAGCUCUCAGUUGAAAGUUUGUAUCAAUGGUCAAUAUGUGCCCAGGGAGGGCUUUGAUCAGGUGAUAAUACAGGCACGGAGCACCUAUAACAUCAGUGUGCAAAGUAGCCGUGAGCUACUAGCAUCACCUAAUGCAACAGAUAAAAGCAUUGGUUCGGUCGCGCACAUUCAGACUUUUACAUUGGAGGAUAAGAAAACAGGCACUCAACGCACGCAGACAAGCUUGACCAUUUCUAUCGUUGCGUUUAGUGAUGAGAGGAAGCAGUUGAUUGAACUGAUGGAGAUUGUACUGGACCAUUGA
This is a messenger RNA of Penicillium waksmanii, 420 nucleotides long. RefSeq lists its product as uncharacterized. The record is from RefSeq and is a predicted model, not a curated record. Lineage: Eukaryota; Fungi; Ascomycota; Eurotiomycetes; Eurotiales; Aspergillaceae. The transcript has 2 exons. Bases 1 to 420 code for a protein of 139 amino acids.